Messenger RNA from Salmo salar (Atlantic salmon), 11045 nucleotides. RefSeq names its product SH3 and PX domain-containing protein 2A. Lineage: Eukaryota; Metazoa; Chordata; Actinopteri; Salmoniformes; Salmonidae. Gene Ontology annotation, cellular component: cytoplasm. Gene Ontology annotation, molecular function: protein binding; phosphatidylinositol binding; superoxide-generating NADPH oxidase activator activity. Gene Ontology annotation, biological process: superoxide anion generation. The record is from RefSeq and is a predicted model, not a curated record.
CGCCGAAGGUAUUGUGGUCCAACACAAAGGAACUCGCUCCACUUUCCUAUUUGAGGUGACCUCCUUCUCAGCAUGCGACCGCUUGCCAGACUGCCUUGUUGUCCAACGUGAAGAUCUCGGAUUUCGGGCAGAAUAAAUUUAGCCAUAUAAAGAUAAAUUCUCAAUUGAUAGGGACUAUGAUAUAUUCUGCAUCUGGGUAUAUUACUCAUACUCAAGGCAAGACAUUUGAUUCCUUGCGCCGGAAUAUUAGCUAGAAUCGACAACCCAAUCAAUGAAUGUCCUUAUUGAAUUCUUCUUCUCCAACGUUUCUUGAACUGCAGAGGCUAUAGCCUACUACAGCAACUGGAAUAUUGUAUUUAUUGUGUGUGUAUACUGUAGCCAUUUCCAACGUCAAGAUGCAGUUUCGGACAGUGUUGGAUGUAAAAGUCGUGGACGUGGAGAAGCGGCGCAAUCCGUCCAAACAUUACGUGUAUCUCAUCAAUGUCACAUACUCUGACAACACCUCCCACAUAAUCUACAGGAGAUACAGCAAAUUCUUUGACCUUCAGAUGCAGAUUCUUGACAAGUUCCCAAUCGAGGGAGGGCAGAAAGAUCCCAAAAAGAGAAUCAUCCCAUUUCUCCCAGGUAAAAUCCUGUUCAGGCGGAGUCAUGUGCGUGAUGUGGCCAUGAAGAGGCUACGUUUCAUCGAUGACUACUGCAGGGCUCUGGUCCGUCUCCCUCCUCAGUUGUCUCAGAGUGAGGAGGUGCUGCGCUUCUUUGAGACCAAAGCUGAUGACCUCAACCCCCCAGUAGAGGACUAUGGAUCAUCCAAGCGCAAAUCAGUAUGGAUGUACGGCUUUACCGACAGUCCAAGGAAAGAGGCCUCAGGCAUUGACAGCUCGGACCCUAUGGUGCUGGAGCAGUACGUGGUGGUGGCCAACUACGAGAGGCAGGAGAACUCUGAGAUCAGCCUGCAGGCUGGGGAGACGGUGGACGUGAUCGAGAAGAGCGAGAGUGGUUGGUGGUUUGUCAGUACAGCCGAGGAGCAGGGUUGGGUGCCGGCCACAUACCUGGACUCACAGAACGGCACUAGAGAUGACCUGGAACUUAGCACCGUCAGGACAGGAGAAGUUACUAAGAGACGCAAGGCUCAUCUGAAGAGACUGGACCGCAGAUGGACCUUGGGGGGCAUAGUGAACCGCCAGCAGAGUCGAGAAGAGAAGUACAUGACGGUGCAGCCGUACGCCAGCCAGGGGAAGGACGAGAUCGGCUUUGAGAAAGGGGUCACCGUGGAGGUCAUCCAAAAGAACCUGGAGGGCUGGUGGUACAUCAGGUACCUGGGGAAGGAGGGCUGGGCCCCGGCCUCAUACCUGAAGAAGAUGAAGGAGGACUUCUCAUCCCCGGGCAGGAAGAAGACCCUGACAGGCCCUGUGGAGAUCAUCGGCAACAUCAUGGAGAUCAGCAACCUGCUCCAGAAGAAGUCCAGCAGUGAGAAGGACGUCCAAACGGAUGGAGAAUCCACCAGUCCUGAGCGCCACAUCUCCAAGAGUGAGAUCAGCCUGCCCAUGCCCUAUGCCCCAGGUUACAACCCCAGCCCCGACCACGGCCCCAGCCCUGGCCCAGGUCCGAGUCCCAGUCCUGGGCUGAGUUCUGGAUCUGGGAUGGGUACCUCCAGUCCUAGCCUGGGCCCUGGUGCUAGUGGCCCUCUACAGGACAGUAAGGGGAAGACGGAACCUGGUUCCCCUGCUGUAGCACGUGUCGCUCCACACAGAGUGUCGAUAGGCUCUCCCAACCUCCGACAAAAACCCCCUCCUAGAAGAGAAACGAAUCUGGGCUUCCAGUUACCCAAGCCACCAGAGCCCCCUACUGUGGAAGCGGAGUACUACACCAUCGCAGAGUUCCAGUCCUGCAUCUCUGAUGGCAUCAGUUUCCGUGGAGGACAAAAAGCUGACGUCAUAGAGAAGAACUCCGGGGGCUGGUGGUAUGUCCAGAUUGGGGAGACGGAGGGUUGGGCCCCCUGCUCCUACAUCGACAAACGCAAGAAGCCUAACCUCAGCCGACGAACCAGCACGCUUACCCGCCCCAAAGUCCCGCCCCCAGCUCCACCUACCAAAAAGAAAGACUCAGAAGAGACGCCAUCACCUUCACCCAGUCACUCCAUCUCCUCAUCCUCCAAAGCCCCAGAAUCCCCCAGCCGGCCCACAGUAUACGAGGAACCGGAAUACGACGUUCCCGCUGUUGGAUGCGAGGGCGAGUCGGACACAGAUUCCCUGAAGGGAGAGACAAUACAUCGCCCCCUGGAGGUGAAAAUCAACAGUGUGGUCUGUGAGAAGUACCGUAGUUCUCCUCCGGUCUGCAAGGCCUCCCCUGUUAUUAUCAGCUAUAGAAGAAGGUCCUUCAGGUCCGUUGAAGAGAUGGCCAAGGAAGAAUGUAUCUAUGAGAAUGAUGGCUUCAGGUGCAGUAGUGGUGAUGAAGGGGCUUCAGCCAAAGGCUGCGGCAGUUCCAACUCCCCAAGGAUCUACCACUCCUCGACUGUACCCCGCAAACCCUCAGGGUCUUCACCUCUAGCAGGGGGAAAGCCAUUGAAGAAGAUCGCUCCAGAGCUGAGCCGAAGCCAGUCCCUAGCCAAAGCCGACACCAGCCCCAGGUCGUCAUCAGACGAAUCGGGUAGAGGUUCCAGGAAACCUCCAGGCAUCAGGACGGUGGAGCAAAGGAUAGGCCAGAGCCCCUCCACCAAGCUCAAGCCCUCGGUGAGGCCUAAACCUCUCCUCGCCACCAAGUCAGAGCCACAGUGCCCUGAGAGGAUGGACAUCACUUCCCUGAGACGCCAGUUGAGGCCCACGGGUCAGCUUCGGCAUACCGUCCAUGGGCUCAAAGACACAGAGACGGCCUCCGUCAUCUCGUCGGAGGACUCCUAUUCUUCCCGCAACAGCACCUCAGACCUCUCCUCCAUCUACUCCAAAGGGAGCCGGGGAGAUUCAGAUCUGGAGGGGUUCAACCUAUACCGCACCACAGACGCCUACGACAAGGUCCAGGAGUCAGAGCUGAGCUUUCCAUCUGGGGUGGAGGUGGAAGUCCUGGAGAGGCAGGAGAGCGGCUGGUGGUACAUCCGUUGGCGGGACGAGGAAGGCUGGGCGCCCACUUUCUACUUGGAGCCCAUCCGCCAAGGGAGGGACGGGGGUGGGUCCGAGUCUGACGGGCAGCGCUCUGGGUCGGGCAGUGGCACCGGGAGCAAGUCCAACAGCCUGGAGAAGAAUGAGCAACGCGUGCUGGCGCUCAACGACAUCAACCUCCAGGGACUCACCAACCACCACCAGGUACACCACACGCCAGGGGGUCUGAGAUCGAGGAACACUCCUCCCAUCCCCUCCAAGCCUCCGGGGGGCUUCUCCAAGCCGGCUGUGCUGGUUAACGGAGCCGUGAGAAUGAGGAACGGUGGGGUGAGACCGCAGUCCGCCGUCAGACCCCAGUCCGUGUUUGUGUCUGCGCCACAGCCCGCCAUGGACAGUCAACAUUACAUGACGAGUUCCCUGAGGCGGAACGAGUCAUUGGCCGCCCACAACCAGUAUCGUACCGACCAGUACCGCUCCGGUUCCGCUACGCUCGGCGUGCGCCGUAACUCCUCUUUCAAUGCAGUGCGUGCACAACCCGUCACAGUCGAGACCCGAUCGAGACCCUCAGAGCGCUCUAUCACCACCAGGGGGUCUUCGGCGGACCGAUUUGGUGCCGGUGGCGGGACGGACGCCUUGAGCAGGGUUGGGGUUGUUGUGCAGCGUAAUGGUAUCCCCGUCUCCACAGUCAGGCCCAAGCCUAUCGAGAAGAGCCAGCUGAUCCAUAACAACCUGGGGAGGGAGGUAUAUGUUUCCAUUGCUGACUACCGGGGGGACGAUGAGACCAUGGGCUUCCCUGAGGGCACCUGCCUGGAGGUUCUAGACAGGAACCCCAACGGGUGGUGGUACUGCCAGGUCCAAGAUGCCCUGCACCCCCGCAAGGGCUGGGUCCCCUCCAACUACCUAGAGAGGAAGAAGUAAUGGCCUAAUAAUAAUAACAAUGCCCCCCUUUGAUGAUGUCACUAAGAAUAUUGGUGAUGACAUCACUCCAUAAGAAUGUUACCCCACAAGAGCUACCACAAGCAAUAUGCUCCAAUAUGAUAACAAAUUAUUGAUUCUGAAAUACUUUAUGUAAAAAAAUAUGUUGUUUUAACCUUAUAAUGAGAAAGAGACACUUUUAUUUCUGGGUUACUGAAAUGUACACAUAAAAGACUAAAAGUCCAGAUUUUUGUGUGCGAUAUGGGAUGUAACGAGAGACUGAAAACGGGGUUGGCCACCCCCAGUGUUAGAAACACAAAGAUGUUUUUGGAACUUUGGAACGAUGCGAUUUGACACGACACCUUCUAGAAGGGGUUUACAUUAGAAAGAUAAGAUAGCUGGGCAAUGAUGGCAAGCCUUAUACCUGCCCUUGUGACUAUAAUGCCAAAUAGGUGCCUUUCGUAGAUGAUCAACUGAAUGGGGGUUCGAAGAAGUGGACGGAACACAUCGGUGAAUCAACGUCAUUACCAAAUGUAUUACAGUGCCAUAGGCCAAUGAGCAUGAAUACCACCAAAAUUAUUUUUGUAACGUUCAAGAGAAUCACUUGAGUAGGAGUGUUUAGGAGCGUUACCGAGCAAAUAGGAUCAAUCUAGAGUGUUGUAGUAGAAUGUUCAGAAUCAAGUUAGAAAAAAACAAGAGAACGGGAGAGAUAUCAGCGACUCUCAGUGAGUCACAAUUGACUCACUUAAAAUGACUAAUCCUUUGAUUAUCUUUUUUAGACAUUAUUGUAUGUUUUGUUCUUUAAUGUCUCUGUGUGUCUUUUUGUCUGUCCUUAGAGAUGUAUUUCUGCUUUCUUGUGUAACACUCCACCGACAGCCCAGAAUUGGAAAGAGUCAAAGUUUCCUCUCGGAUAUUCGGAUCUCUGAAGUUUCACUGAUGGAAUAUCUAUGCUGAGGUACACGUAAUUAGACGAACUUUGUAGUUUCACCCCGUUUUUGGAGUCCCACUUCUUAUUCUAUAUUUUCAACCAAGCUUACAAAAUCUUGCACGCAAAUAAAGCCAAAACCUGUCAAGCUUGAAAUCUAAUUAAAGUAUACUUAUUGGGGAAUAAAUUCCAAUUUAAGGUGCUUUUCAGUAAAAAACAAAGACCUACCACCAAGAUAUUACUUUACACAAUAAGUUUACACAAUAAGUUGUCUGUAUUAGUCCCAGACAAAUAUCUUUUUAUAUAUGCUUUACUGUAUACAGUAUAGCAACCGCAGUUGCAGUUGCACAGAAAAUAAGUACUGGAAAUAUGGCUUAAUAAUGGUUUUUAAAUCCCAGGGAUAUAUUUCCAUAACCUCGAGCCCACAAUGUGAUCAAACCAAAGAGGAAUAUCAUUUUAUUGGCUAUUUUGUAGAUUUACUAUUUAUUUAUGGGCACAAAUAGCCUGAUACAAUGUAUUCAAAAAAAUACCUAAAACGAAGUUUAAAAACUGAAGAAUAAAAAAAAAAUGUUUUGAUAACAUCUGGACAUCUAGAUUUUCUGAACCCAAAUCAAAGCAUGUUGAAACAUGCGAAUAUUGCUGUGCAGUAUUGGUUUAUGUGGUGUACAAUAGAGUUUAUGUUUACUUCCUUGCUUUAAAAGUAGCUUGGUAUCUACUGGAUUUAGAAUAGUACUGCAGGACUAUUUUGAGUUGUUACUAUUUACUUAUACGUUUUCCCCAAACACAAUACUGAUAUUACUUCAAAACGAUCCCCAAUUGAAAAUCCAAAUGAAGUACUAUUUCAACUGGCUGGUGUUCAAGACUGCUGAAAUAUUUUUCUAACAGUGUGUGAGCUUCUCAAUUGAGGUUAAACACUAACUUUUCAUGACAUUUUCUGCUGGACAGUAUUAUAGUGUUAAACAAAGUAUUGUACCUGCUAGAUCGCAGUUAUAUCUGUUUUAGCCAACCAUAGUUGUUUUUUGUUAUUACAGUGUGAUCACACAUAGACAAUAAUGAUGAUCGAAGUUCCGUUUUUUGUGAAUUAAUGCACUUUAACACUUGUUUACAGUGCAUUAAUGUAAGGAUGCAGUUGAAAUACUCAGCAUAUUAUUUAUUGAUUUUUUAAAAACUAUUUAAUAUGAGUAUUUUUUUUACCUCAAGUUUUUCAACUCCUGUCUUUUCACAGGAGUUGAAAAAUAUCUAAGUCAUUGGAGGAUGCCAAAGCUCCUCACAAUAUAAUAAUUGGAUACUGUACAUGGUACUCUCUUGUGGGAGACGAAUGCUACUGCAACAUACUUUUUUUCAUGUUGCCCAACAAACCGGCAGUUACAAUGCAAUACCAAAUGCACUGCUGGUCAGUGAAACUACCAACUACACAAUGCCUGUACAUAAUUGAAUGUUUUCAAAUAUUAAUGCAGCUAAGAGUUAGUCGUUUUUUUGUUGUUGUAGUUUAUACUUUUUUUUUGUUCACUUUAUUGUAUUUGGCUAUCUUUUUUUUCAACCUUCUAAAUGACGUUUUUUACCCCAUGCUGUGUGCUGCAACUAGCAGAAUCAUGGACACUUCCUUUCUCCUUAUUGGUCUGUACGUAAUGCCUGAUUCAAAUCGUAUUUAUUUUUGAACUAAUGUUUUUACCUCCCAUUUGUGGUUUGACAAUCAAAUAUUUAUCCACUGCCUCACUAGACUGGACUAGACCUGUCAACCUAGUACAAAAGUCAAUAUUGUGUGAUAUACUGUAUCAUUUUUUGACAUUUCUACAGUCUAUUUGGUAUGAAUCUCAAGCCGUUGCAUACAGAUCUAUAGAAGCUGAAGUUAGUUCUGCUUCACAAAUGGAGGGUAAAAUGUUCUUUAUCUCACCCAUCAUAUCCUAUCUAAAGCAAUGGAAAUCAAUAAUUAGGUCUAUGUAUAGUACAACUACAGUUGAUACAGAACCCCUUGAACCCCUAACCCAUCUCCCUCCCUCCCUUCGACAAAGGCAUUAUGUAAACGUGUUGAAUCACCCAUAACAUUUCGCUUCAGCACAUAUUAAUGCAUAUCGCUAUUGUUUAAUUGAGCUCAAUUUACAUGGCUUCUCUGCCUGCACCUGCAAAUUACAAGGGAAUUGUAAUGUGUCAAGCUCGUCUUUUUCAUAUUCAGUAUUCAGUAUGUAUAUUUUUUUUAAUAAUUUGUUCAAUGUUUUGGUCAAAAUGAUAAUUUUUUGUCUUCUUUGAUUUUCGUUUUUACCCCAUUGUAUUUGAACAUCUUUCAGAAAUGUAAUAAUGAGGAAAUGUGCAAUAGAAAUAGGCAUCUUUAAAAAGCAUAGCUAUAGAAAAACAUGAUCAACAUUACCUCUCUUGUCUAAGGAGAUAUGAUCCAAAAAUAUAUUGUAUAUCCCUUAAUCCAUUCAAGCCAUCAUCGGUCAUGUAAACACCUUUAGGUCAUGACUCAUUUCAGGUCCACUGCUUUUUUAAUAUAGCCUUUUUCAAAAGAGCAACAGUUGCUAAUGGCACUGAACCAUCCCAUUGGAGAUGCUUACUUCCAUUGAGCUACAGCACAAAAUGUUGUGACAUGAUGGACAGGAUUUUUAACCAAUGACCACGUAAGAAUCCCUUCUGGUCCUUCCUCCUGGCUAGCGUGCAUGGCUAGUGGACUGUGAAUGGCACUGGCAGAACCCAAUGACCCGGGUUCCAACCUCGUUAACAUCUAGCUGUUCUCUAUCACAGAUCCACAGAGGUAAGAGUUGUGUCAGCAUCGAGGGCCUCUAGGUACUCACCAGACUGCCUUCGAGCUGUCACGUUUGUGCCUGAACAAAAUGUUUUUGUUCUUGGAGUGUCUCUCUCCUCCACCUACAGUACGCAGAUGCCUCCAUGCCAUUUGAACACAAGCCAUGCCGGCCUCUUCAACCCCGUUGCCAUGGCAAAAGUGACAUUUGGAACCAUCGCAGAUGUCAACCGCGUAAUGUAAACUGGGAGACUUAUUAAGCGGUAGUCUUGUCGGGAAUGUGUACUACAGGGUCAUCGUAGUUUAAUCCAUCCACUUCCAAACCUAUACCUACCACCAAAUAUAAGAAAACACUUUUUUCUGUAUCUCCAUGUCCUCGAUUAAGCCCCAUGGGAAUUCAUUUCAGACUUGACCAUGUUCAGAAUGUUUAGAAUCUUCUGAGGAGAAAGAGAGAAAAUACUACAUGGGUUUGGUUCUUUGUCCACAGAUUACAACAGUGAUGUUCUUGAGGUCCACUAAAGCUGGUUCGUUUAAAAGUUUCCUCUGCAGAUGAUUUUUUUUAAUCACUUACCCCACAUAACAGUUAAGGUGCUUCCCGGCUUUGGAAGGUCUCAGUUCAUUUCCUUUCCCCUCCAGUAGGUUUGAUAGGGAAGAAACACACACACACCCUUCCGUUUUAACUUUGGUGGAGGGUGCCACAGAUUUGUGGUAAAGUAGCACCCAUGCAGGGGCCACACACACACACACACAAAUACGAGGGAAGCCAUUCAUGAUUAGAUUAGAGCCUCUACUAUAUUUGUGAAUUCAGCCAAGUGAGACCGUCCCUACUGACGGCACACUGCCUCGACUCUCUGCCCCCGCCUCCUUUCUCUCUUUUUAUUUUAACAAAUUGGUGGGCCUUCUCGAGCGUGAUGUUCCCUUAAGCCUAGUAAUCCUAGAUAGCACCAGCCGGAAUGGCUUUUUUUCUCCCGGCUCUUUUUUUCUACUUUUCCUUUACUAGUGCCUCCUUGCUCACUCUUUGGCCUUUUCCACCAUACUUCUGCCAUGUUCUUUUUCUUUCUUUUGCCUCAACCAAAGCUAGUAGUUCCCAGUGCCCGAAAGCUAGUCACUUGAAGAAGGAAGAAAGAAGAGAUUGGAUAUGUUGAGUGUAUCUAGUGUAUGAGGUUUGGGUCGUAGAAGCAUGUGAUGUGAGAUUUUGUGUGUUGGUGUGUUUGAGGGAGGACGUGUGCACUGUGAUGAGAUGGAUUGCGUGCAGGUGAGGUCAGGAGAAAGAUAGGAGGAGGUCAGAGAUGAGGUUGGUUGCGUGUGGGAUGCGUCGGGAAACCUGAGAUGGAUCAGAUUGUGGAUUGUAGAUGACAUGGCAAGAACGAGAGAACGAGACAGAGAUAGUGAACAAGAGAGAGUGAGAAUGAGAGAGAGAGAGAAAGAGGAGCUGGAUACAGUUGUGGAGAUUGUGCUCCUCUGUUCAUGCUGACUAGACUUCCGUUAAAACCAGCAGCAACAGCUUCCAUCAGAGACAAUGAAUAACACUGCAUCAUACUUCCUCCUCUACUCCCAUCUCCCACAGCUUGGGCUAAUGAACAAUCCAUGUACGAUGCGUGACGGUGAAAUCUCAUUAUCAAAACAUCAUUUUAAUUGCGGUAGUUAAAGUUUUGAAGCCCAGUAAGUCUCGCGCCGGUGGCGCCCUGAUAGCGGGGCAACACAGCCACGAGGGGCUAAUCUAAAACGAAUGAGAUUGCGGCUGUCGAAGAUGGAUAGAUGCUCUCACUCUUUGUCUCUCUCGUUCUGUCUCUCUCCAGCUUUUUAGCGGGUGGCAUAUUGAUCAUGUGUCUGAUUUAUUCUGCUUUAUAUAAUUUUCUGUGGUGAAGCUUCAACUUCUCUCUGAUGGCUUAUUCUGCCUGGUGUGAAGGCAGAGGCUGGAGAGCCAGGUAAAUGACAGAAAGGGUAGGUUAGGGGGGUAGGAGAUGUGAUGUUUUGAGAAAGUUAGUAGUAAGUGUUUGUGAAAAGGGGUGUGAGGUGUUUAACCUAAGGGUUGUUUUUAGUAGGUAUUUUGAACAUAACUUUUUUUAGAGUGAAUUUUUUAUGUUGUUUGCUCAUGAAGGAAGUGAAUGAAUGAAAGAAAAGAAGAAGAAAAGGACAGGGAUGAAAGCUUGCUCAGUGCUAGAACUGAUGGUAACGCUUCAGACAGGUGGAAUGGGACUGCCGACUAUGCCAAGUGUUACUUAACACAAUUACUUAUCACAACAGGUGGCGUUGGGGCAUUGUUUAGAAUGCUAAUGUGUUGCAUGGCUGAGGAAUAGAGCAUGCUGGUUCUUUUUUGUGUUUCCUGCUGUGCUGAGACUCUCACUGUUUGACUUCCUGUUCUAAUUACUACUUUAUACUCUCUUUAAUUUACCUUCAGACAGAUACAUCAUGUCACAUCGCACUAAGCAAUAACUGCUCACACUGCUUAAAACGACCUUCCUUUUUUUGUAUGGGUACCAAUUUGGACCAUAUUUAUUGCCACAUCCAUAUUUUCUGGAGGGUGGAUUUGUCAGAUAAAGAUGUGUGUCAUUUGAGGGGUCACCGAAUACAUUUUAGUUGGCGUAGUCAAAGGUCUUGUUAUUACCUAAGAUAAGGCCUUCAUGAGCAUUCAUUGACGCCAGUUAUAGUCUAAUUCCUACUUACAGUAGAAAGUAGUGUGGCAUAUCUUCAACACUGUCACAAAAACCUAAUUUGUAGACAAGGCCUCAAACCAAAGUUAUACUCUCUAAACCUAUGCUCUGUAAACCGUCUAGGUCCUUAUACCCAAACUUGAAACAAUAAUGACCCAUUACCAGCAUGUCAACUCUGUUACAUCAUACCACCAAUGCUUCGAGUUGGACCAAAGGAGUUGCUAUGGUAUUUGUUUUUCUCUCUUUUUUUAUUUGCAUUAUUCUUAUGCAACAUUUGUGUUCAACUCUAUAGAGACAACUCUAGGGACUAGUCCUGUUUUCAAAAGAAAGGUGUCAUGGGAGGUUGGAGUUCAAGAGAAACUGAUUCCUUUUGUAAAUGUCACUGACGCGAGUCAUUCGGUGUGACAAAAUGUAAUGUUGUGUGACAAGGCGAUAAAGCAGCAGGACAUGUCAUGAUAUUACAAUUUUGCAUCAGUGAGUAAGUCAAUAAGUGUAUGUGAAAGUACAGCGAAUGUACAAAUAAUCAAAUCAGUCUACUCUUCAACGGAAAACAUAACAAUUGGUGUGUGUGCUCGCGGUCGUUUUUGAAAACAGGGCUGUCCCUUUUUACCAUUUUUCAUUUUGGAAACCUUUUUUGAUGUUGUAUCUUGUUCAUGUUUACAUUGUAUCUUGCAUUGCCCUAAAGAGAAACACUAUUAAAUGUAUUAUCUUUGUUUAAUUCA